AUGUGCUCUACCUUCAGCGCGUCCAGCCGCCCGGCUGCAUGGACUCUCGACCAGCCAACCACUUCUCCAGAGGCUGAGGUCGCGGCCAAGUCAUGCGAGUUUCAGUCAUCUGAAUUCAACACUACUGGGUUCGCUAUCACUGAUUUCUCCUCUACUGGCUUCCAGAGGGUCUCUGAGUCCGUCGUUGAGAAGAGUGGGCUUUCUCUUCCUGAUGCUACCAUCUCUCCCGACGCUGGAAUGGUUCGCUCCAUUGUCAAGGUCGAAGCGCGCUUCGCUAACAAACUGACCGGCCAUUCUAUCUGGAAGAUCGGUACAGGACUACUCAUCAGUCCCGAUCUUGUAGUUGUUGGAAGUGAGUCCGUCUAUGAUGUCGAGUAUCAGCUUGGUGCUGCUACUCAAGCCAAGUGCUACAUUGGAUACCGUGAACGUGGGUCUUCUGACAUCCAGCCCCGAUACGGCCAGCGUGUCGUUUUCUCUGCCGACUGGACUGAGGGUUCUGAAAGGCGCUCGCGAGAUAUUGCUUUCAUUCAGGUUGCUGAGCCUUUCACUUUGAGUGUGCAAACUGCUCCUGUUCAAGAAGAGCCCGUCCAACAAGCUCCCAUCACUGCCACUGUUUGCACCAACUGCAGCACCCACGAGGCCCCUGUCUCUGAGCCCAUCGCUCAACCUGAGCCUGUGCCAGAGGUCACACAGAUUGAUGCUCCUGCUCCCGUCUGUGUCGAGCCUGCUGCCGAGGAGCCCGAGCUUGAGAUACCUGUGCCAGCAGCUGAACCAAUCCCCGAACCUGUCCCCGAAAGCGACUACGUCGAUAUCGAGAUUGAUAACACGCCGGAUACUUCCGUUUCUGAGGAAGCCGAUCCCUUCUACGAGACUCUCAAGACUGUUUCACAGAUUGACACCAAGACCCUCGACAUUGAAUCUUCACUGAUUGAUGACGUGGGUCAGUUUGUUAGUGUCGCUGCUGGAUCUCUUGUCAGCUAUGUCGUUGGGGCAGAGACUAUCUCUAGUGGAAAGGCAACCAAGCUCUCUGGUGUUUCUGAGCGUGCACUCCUCGCUGAAGCAUCUCUCCAGGCUGUCUUCGCUAUUGAGCAAUCCAAUGAGCUUGAUGAGAUCAUCGCAACGAUGAAAGAGAAUUGGACCACCAAUGCUCCCCAAGUCGAGCAGCUUUCUGAGCUUCUUGCACCUUACCUGGCCGAGGCUGCUCGAUGCAUCAUCGAGUACCAUCAAGAAGACGAUGUUGAGAAAGCCACUGUAGCCAAGACCCCGAAGCGCCGAAACCUUGGCAUUCGACAAUUCCCCACCAACGAGGCAACCAAGGCCUUUGUCAAGGGUCUUCUCGAACCCACUCUCCCUCUGCCUGGCCAUGAGGAUGUGUUUUCGUCCCUUGGUCCCGUUCUUCGCAGUGCUGUUUCUUCUGUCGAACAGAUCGUUUGCCAGGCUGGAAAAGCAGCUGUAGAUGCGAUCACACCCAAGCUCCUGGCGAAGUACCAGGGAACUGCUCCCUCAGCUGGUGAUGUCCAGGCCACUCGCGUUCUCGUUCAACGCGCCAUUAUGGCAGACGCCGCUUACCAGGCCCUUUCGACUUUUCCUCGAGAGAAGCUUCAAGCUCUGAAGGUCAUCCCUCUUGAUGCUGAACUUCCUCAGGCUGACAACAUUUUUGACUUCAUCAAGAAUGUCAUUCAGAAGGUUGGCCCUGUUUGUCUUCAUGAUGCCAAGCAGGCUGUGCACAAGUUCAUCCCUCUCCUCAUCGAUGCUCCCGCCAAGGUCUCUCCUCAGCCCCUUAUAGCUGUUCCCGCAGAGGCUGCGAGCAGCAAGUUCGCCCUUCGAGACUUUCUCAGCAGCAAGAAGGGUUCUGUCAAGACACUCUAA
Molecule: messenger RNA, 1869 nt
Organism: Fusarium redolens
Lineage: Eukaryota; Fungi; Ascomycota; Sordariomycetes; Hypocreales; Nectriaceae
Exons: 3
Coding region: 1-1869 (622 amino acids)
Source: RefSeq, a predicted model, not a curated record